Austrofundulus limnaeus is the source of this 1901-nucleotide messenger RNA. It is a transcript of the gene tomm70, whose product is annotated as translocase of outer mitochondrial membrane 70 homolog A (S. cerevisiae). The transcript has 12 exons. Bases 48 to 1775 code for a protein of 575 amino acids. The record is from RefSeq and is a predicted model, not a curated record. Gene Ontology annotation, molecular function: transmembrane protein transporter activity; protein binding. Gene Ontology annotation, cellular component: mitochondrial outer membrane. Gene Ontology annotation, biological process: protein import into mitochondrial matrix; protein insertion into mitochondrial inner membrane. NCBI's taxonomy places the organism in Eukaryota, Metazoa, Chordata, Actinopteri, Cyprinodontiformes, Rivulidae.
UGCUGGUUCAGGGUUGGCUAACACUGUUGCUAAAUUUCGUGUAGAUCAUGGCAGCUUCCAAGCCAGUGGAGCCCCAGUCGGGGACUGGAUUACCCCGCUGGCAGUUGGCGCUGUUAGUCGGGACUCCCAUCGUGCUCGGUGUUGGGGCGGUUUACCUGUGGAACCGCAGCCGGAGGAAGGAAACUAAAAGGACCGGGGAACGGAAAACCCCAGAAGGCAGCGCCAGUCCGGUGCAGGGCCAAGACGGAGCCAAUCGAGAGGAGGAGAGCAUGAGCCCUUUAGAUCGUGCUCAAGCAUCAAAGAACAAGGGGAACAAGUACUUUAAGGCUAGCAAGUACGACAAGGCAAUCCAGUGCUACACAGAGGCCAUUGCUCUCUGCCCCACUGAGCAGAAGAUGGACUUAUCAACGUUUUACCAGAACAGAGCCGCAGCCUACGAACAGCAGAUGAAAUGGACCGAAGUGGUCCAAGACUGCUCUCAGGCUGUACAGCUGAACCCACGCUACAUCAAGGCUCUUUUCAGGAGGGCUAAAGCUCUAGAAAGACUGGACAACAAGAAGGAGUGCCUAGAAGACGUCACAGCAGUGUGUAUACUUGAAGCCUUCCAGAACCAGCAGAGCAUGCUGCUUGCUGACAAGGUUCUGAAACAGUUGGGAAAAGAGAAGGCCAAAGAUAAAUACAAGAACCGUGAGCCCAUGAUGCCUUCUCCCCAGUUCAUCAAGUCGUACUUCAGCUCGUUCACUGAUGACAUCAUCUCCCAGCCUCUGCAGAAGGGGGAGAAGAAAGAUGAAGACAAGGACAAGGAGGGUGAAGCAGCUGAAAUCACUGAGAGCUCUGGCUACUUGAAGGCGAAGCAGUACAUGGAGGAGGAGAACUACGAUAAAAUCAUCAGCGAAUGCACCAAGGAGAUAGAGUCAGGAGGGCGGUACGCUGCGGAGGCGCUGCUGCUGCGAGCCACAUUCUACCUGCUGAUUGGGAACGCCACCGCCGCUCAGCCUGACCUGGACCGGGUCAUCAACAUGAAAGAUGCUAAUGUGAAGCUCCGAGCCAACGCUUUGAUCAAGCGGGGUAGCAUGUACAUGCAGCAGCAGCAGCCUAUCCUCUCCACACAAGACUUCAACAUGGCAGCAGAGAUCGACAAACACAACCCUGACGUGUAUCACCACAGGGGGCAGUUGAAGAUCCUGUUGGAUCAGGUGGACGAAGCAGUGGGAGACUUUGAUGAGUGCAUCCGACUCAGACCCGACUCAGCUUUGGCUCAGGCACAGAAGUGCUUUGCUCUUUACAGACAGGCGUACACUGGAAACUACCCGUCUCAGGUACAAACAGCCAUAGACGGCUUUGAGGACGUAAUCAGAUGUUUUCCUAAAUGUGCCGAGGGCUACGCUCUUUAUGCUCAGGCUCUGACUGAUCAGCAGCAGUUUGGAAAAGCUGAUGAAAUGUACGACAAGUGUAUUGAACUGGAACCAGACAACGCUACAACAUAUGUACACAAGGGUUUGUUGCAGCUCCAGUGGAAACAAGACCUGGACUUGGGUCUAGAGCUCAUCAGUAAGGCCAUUGAGAUUGACAACAAAUGUGACUUUGCCUAUGAAACUAUGGGAACCAUUGAAGUCCAAAGGGGAAAUCUGGACAAGGCGAUAGAAAUGUUCAAUAAAGCCAUCAACCUGGCCAAGUCAGAGAUGGAGAUGGCCCACCUGUACUCAUUAUGUGACGCGGCCUACGCUCAGACGGAAGUGGCCCGCAAGUACGGACUUAAACCUCCGACACUGUAACUCCUCAGCCAGCUGAGCAUCAGUCUUCAUAUCCGAGUGUGAAAACUGAGAUUGUCCAACUUCACUUUGAUGCAUUUAAUAACAAAAUAACAGAAUCUUUAGAAAAAUUAAAAAAAGAAUCCUGAG